AGAAAAAGAAAAAGAAAGAAACAUGAAACCCAAGUAGGCAUUUCCACCAAUUAUGGAUCGAAAAUGAAGGGGAAAAUGUGAGUGUGGGUUGUGUGUUUGUUUGGUGUAAUAUAAAAAAAAAACAAAAAAACAAAUUAUAAGGCGAAAUAUAUGGGUGUUUCUUCAACAUUUGUGGAUGGAAUUCGCAGAUGGUUUCAGCGCCACAACAAUUAUCAUCAUCAUGAUCCCACCAAUAACAACACAAAUCCAUCAUUAUUAUCAAAUGCCCAAAUCGCAUUUCUUGAAAGUUUGGAUCUUUCUUCAUUAAACAAGCUUCUUGUUCCUCUUCGCAUGGAUCCUCUUAAAAGGCUCGAAAGAGAAUUCUUCACGGAGUAUGGAGAGGCUAGUAGAUACGAAGUUCAAGAAGUCGUUGGGAAAGGGAGUUAUGGUGUUGUAGGUUCUGCUACUGAUACACACACAGGAGACAAAGUUGCAAUUAAGAAGAUAAAUGAUGUUUUUGAGCAUGUUUCUGAUGCCACGAGGAUUCUUAGAGAAAUCAAGCUCCUUCGAUUGCUGAGGCAUCCGGAUAUUGUGGAAAUUAAGCAUAUUAUGCUCCCUCCGUCUAGAAGAGAGUUUAGAGAUAUUUAUGUAGUAUUUGAAUUGAUGGAGUCUGAUCUUCAUCAAGUUAUUAGAGCAAAUGACGAUCUGACCCCUGAACAUUAUCAGUUUUUCUUGUACCAACUUCUUCGUGGCCUGAAAUAUAUUCACUCAGCAAAUGUAUUUCAUAGAGAUCUAAAACCCAAAAACAUUCUUGCUAAUGCUGACUGUAAGUUAAAGAUUUGUGACUUUGGGCUUGCUCGGGUCUCAUUUAACGAUGCACCAUCAGCCAUUUUCUGGACGGAUUAUGUUGCAACUCGAUGGUAUCGUGCUCCUGAACUCUGCGGUUCCUUUUUCUCAAAAUAUACUCCGGCCAUUGAUAUUUGGAGCAUUGGAUGCAUAUUUGCAGAGAUGCUUACUGGGAAACCGCUUUUUCCUGGAAAGAAUGUAGUGCAUCAGUUGGAUCUCAUGACUGAUUUGCUUGGCACUCCUCCUCCAGAAACUAUUGCAAGGAUCCGCAAUGAAAAGGCAAGAAGAUAUCUUAAUAGUAUGCGGAAAAAACAGCCAGUUCCUUUCACACACAAAUUUCCAAAUGUAGAUCCUUUGGCUCUGAAACUACUGGAACGUCUACUUGCUUUUGAUCCGAAAGAUCGGCCAUCGGCUGAAGAGUCACUAGCCGACCCCUACUUUAAUGGCUUGUCAAAUGUGGAUCGAGAACCAUCCACUGGGCCUAUAUCAAAACUUGAAUUUGAAUUUGAGAGGAGGAAAUUGGGAAAAGAUGAUGUCAGAGAGUUGAUCUACCGAGAGAUCUUAGAGUAUCACCCUCAGAUGCUCCAGGAAUAUUUGCGUGGUGGUGAACAGACUAGCUUCUUGUACCCAAGUGGUGUUGAUCGGUUCAAGAGGCAAUUCGCACAUCUUGAGGAGGGCUUAGGGAAAGGCGGAAAUAAUAAAACCACUCCACUUCUAAGGCAGCAUGCCUCACUUCCUAGGGAGCGAGUUCCGGCACCUAAGGAAGAAGGUAGUUCUCAAGAUAACAACACGGAAACACAAGAUGCAGAAUAUGCUGAAGGAGCAGAAGAUUCAAAUGAAGCUAAUAAAGGAAAUUAUAGUGCACGUAGCUUGUUAAAGAGUGCAAGUAUCAGUGCUUCCAAGUGCAUAGGAAGCAAGGGGACACGUCCAAUAGAGGACGAACCUGAUGAAGACCAGCAAGACAAGCAGUAGGGACGAGCUCCUUUGUUCCAAGUGUGCAAAGGCAAAAGAUACAAUUUGUUACACACUAACGGGAAACAUGUAAAUUUAAUACAUAAUUUGCCCAAUUUGGCAUGCUUUUUUUGCAAGAAAAAUGGGGAAAGAAACUGUUAAAUUCUAACCUCAUUUGGCAUUUGCAAAACUACCUUGUAUUUAUUGCAAAAUUUUGCCUAAUUUUUAUGUGAUGGCUUAACCAUUAGCCAUACAGCUUUUCAUA
Messenger RNA from Erigeron canadensis, 2041 nucleotides. RefSeq names its product mitogen-activated protein kinase 9-like. Gene Ontology annotation, molecular function: MAP kinase activity; ATP binding. The transcript has 11 exons. Lineage: Eukaryota; Viridiplantae; Streptophyta; Magnoliopsida; Asterales; Asteraceae. Gene Ontology annotation, cellular component: cytoplasm; nucleus. The coding region runs from base 151 to 1797 and encodes 548 amino acids. The record is from RefSeq and is a predicted model, not a curated record. Gene Ontology annotation, biological process: protein phosphorylation; intracellular signal transduction.